Molecule: messenger RNA, 1474 nt
Organism: Cyanistes caeruleus (blue tit)
Lineage: Eukaryota; Metazoa; Chordata; Aves; Passeriformes; Paridae
Source: RefSeq, a predicted model, not a curated record
AUGCAGAGCCAGGAAUGUGCCAUGCUGCUGUGCCACUCUCCCUCACUGAGGUUUGCAUUUUCCAAGGGAAAAGGUCAUUUUAUACCAUUUACUGGGUGUCCCUUGGGUUUGUCUGGGGCUCCCUGUGCUAGGCAUUUGCUCUUCCCCCCUGUUCCGGCCCUGGCUGAUGGCGUCACUCUCUUGCUCUCUCCAGUGGAGCCAGAGUUCAAGUAUGUUGGGAACAUGCAUGGGAACGAGGUGCUGGGCCGUGAGCUGCUGCUGCAGCUCUCUGAGUUCCUGUGUGAGGAGUACCGCCGGGGCAACGAGCGGAUCACGCGCCUCAUCCAUGACACGCGCAUCCACAUCAUGCCCUCCAUGAACCCCGACGGGUACGAAGUGGCUGCCAAGCAGGGCCCAGACAGCAACGGGUACUUGACAGGGAGGAACAAUGCCAAUGGAGUGGACUUGAACCGCAACUUCCCUGACCUCAACACACUCAUGUACUACAGCAGGGAAAUCAGCGGGCCAAAUCACCACAUCCCACUGCCUGACAACUGGAAAAGCCAGGUGGAGCCAGAGACAUUGGCUGUGAUCCAGUGGAUCAGCAGCUACAACUUUGUGCUCUCAGCCAAUCUGCACGGUGGAGCAGUGGUGGCAAAUUAUCCCUAUGACAAGUCCCAGGAUCAGCGGUUCAGGAGCCACCGGCGCACUGUCAACACGCCUACUCCUGAUGAUAAGUUAUUUCAGAAGCUGGCCAAGACCUACUCCUAUGCCCACAGCUGGAUGCACCGGGGCUGGAACUGUGGGGACUACUUUGCUGAUGGUAUCACAAAUGGGGCAUCCUGGUACUCGCUCAGCAAAGGCAUGCAGGACUUCAAUUACCUCUACACCAACUGCUUUGAAAUCACCCUGGAACUAAGCUGCAAUAAGUUUCCCCCUGAGGAGGACCUGGAGCGGCAGUGGAUGGCCAACCGGGAGGCCCUUGUUGCUUUCAUUGAAGAGGUUCACCAGGGCAUCAAAGGGAUGGUGUCAGAUGAGAACAACAAUGGCAUUGCAGGAGCAGUGAUUUCUGUCCAGGGAAUCAGCCAUGACAUCACCUCUGGUGAUAUGGGGGAUUAUUUCCGUCUGCUGCUGCCUGGCACUUACACUGUCACAGCCUCUGCAGAGGGGUACCAGCCCCUGACAGUGACAACAACAGUGGGCCCAGCUGCACCUUCAUUGGUGCAUUUCCAGCUCAAACAAGAAGUGGUGAGAAAGCCUGCAGAGCAUAAGGCCUCAGGCACACGCAUGAACAACAAAGCCCUUCAGAAGAAGGUUGUGCCGAGAGCCACUCGCCGGGGGACCCAAAGAUGAGGACAGCUCAUUUGGCUGAGAGCUGGAGAAGCCGUUUACACGAGGCCUGGCUGAUGACUCCAGCCAGUGAACUUUCCAACAGUCCAGCAUGAAACUAGCCCAAAUUAUUAGGUUAUUAAACAAGGAAGUAUUUAAUCCCUGA